Molecule: messenger RNA, 4703 nt
Organism: Paramisgurnus dabryanus
Lineage: Eukaryota; Metazoa; Chordata; Actinopteri; Cypriniformes; Cobitidae
Source: RefSeq, a predicted model, not a curated record
CGGAAGUGAACGUCACAUACACAGGAAUGGCCCAAAAUAAGCCGCACCGGAGCAGAAUGAUAAACAAUUCUUAGGAGAAAAAUGCAUUUUUACUUUAUGUUUGUGUUGAAGGGAUGAGUUAUUUCUUCAGAGGUCGUUUCAAGACAUUACAGAGGGUGUUGUCUUGCUAAAUGGAGUCUGAGCAGUUGUUCAACAGAGGCUACGGCAGGAACAGCUACAAUAGCAUCACCAGUGCCAGCAGUGACGAAGAGCUCCUUGAUGGUGCUGGAGUCAUCAUGGACUUCCACACCACAGAGGACGACAACCUGCUCGACGGGGACGCGUCCCCAGGGUCAAACUACGCCAUGUCUAACGGUGGAGGUGGAGGAGGGGCCAGUAGCUCCACACACCUGCUGGACCUACUGGAUGAGCCCAUUCCAGGUGUGGGAACCUAUGAUGAUUUCCACACUAUCGACUGGGUCAGAGAAAAGUGCAAAGACAGAGAGCGCCACCGCAAGAUAAACAGUAGGAAGAAGGAAUCGGCGUGGGAGUUCACCAAGAGUCUUUAUGAUGCCUGGUCAGGGUGGCUGGUGGUCACACUUACAGGACUUGCGUCAGGAGCAUUAGCGGGUGUCAUAGACAUUGCUGCUGACUGGAUGAACGACCUAAAGGAGGGCGUUUGUCUCAGUGCCAUGUGGUUCAAUCAUGAGCAGUGCUGCUGGGGCUCCAACGAGACCACCUUUGCUGAGAGAGACAAGUGUCCUCAGUGGAAGACAUGGGCCGAACUCAUCCUGGGUCAGGCUGAGGGUCCUGGUUCCUAUAUAAUGAACUACUUCAUGUUCACGUUUUGGGCGCUGUCCUUUGCUUUCCUGGCAGUCUCUCUUGUGAAAGUGUUUGCACCUUACGCCUGCGGGUCUGGAAUACCCGAGAUUAAAACCAUUUUGAGUGGCUUCAUUAUUCGGGGGUACCUGGGGAAGUGGACCCUUCUGAUAAAGACCAUCACUCUGGUACUAGCUGUGGCAUCAGGUCUCAGUCUUGGAAAGGAGGGUCCGCUGGUCCACGUGGCCUGUUGCUGUGGCAACAUCUUUUCCUACCUCUUCCCUAAAUACAGCAAAAACGAAGCCAAGAAACGAGAGGUUCUGUCUGCCGCGUCUGCUGCUGGUGUGUCUGUUGCUUUUGGAGCUCCUAUAGGAGGCGUACUCUUCAGUUUAGAGGAGGUCAGUUACUACUUCCCUCUAAAGACUCUGUGGCGCUCCUUCUUCGCUGCACUGGUGGCAGCGUUUGUUCUGCGCUCCAUAAACCCAUUCGGGAACAGUCGGCUGGUGCUGUUCUACGUUGAGUAUCACACUCCCUGGUACCUUUUUGAGCUUUUCCCCUUCAUCCUGCUGGGAGUUUUCGGUGGCCUAUGGGGGGCCUUUUUCAUCCGGGCCAAUAUUGCGUGGUGCCGGCGCCGCAAAUCCACCCGCUUUGGAAAGUAUCCCGUUUUAGAAGUGAUCACUGUGGCUGCUAUCACGGCCAUCGUUGCAUUUCCAAAUCCGUACACGCGGCAGAACACCAGUGAGCUGAUUAAGGAGCUGUUCACAGACUGUGGCCCGCUGGAGUCAUCACAACUCUGCCAGUACAGAAGUCAGAUGAAUGGCAGUCAAGCUUACCCAGAAGGAUCCGAGGCCGCCACGCCAGGUGUUUACUCAGCCAUGUGGCAGCUUAGCCUGGCACUCAUCUUUAAAAUCAUCAUGACCAUCUUUACCUUUGGCCUAAAGGUGCCGUCAGGUCUAUUCAUUCCCAGCAUGGCUAUUGGUGCAAUCGCUGGACGCAUUGUGGGCAUCGCUGUAGAGCAGCUGGCAUAUUAUCACCAUGACUGGUUCCUGUUCAGAGAGUGGUGUGAGGUGGGUGCUGACUGCAUCACGCCUGGACUGUACGCUAUGGUGGGGGCGGCAGCCUGCCUUGGUGGUGUGACUCGUAUGACCGUGUCUCUGGUGGUCAUCGUGUUUGAAUUGACUGGCGGGCUGGAAUACAUUGUUCCUUUAAUGGCAGCUGUGAUGACCAGUAAAUGGGUGGGUGAUGCAUUCGGGAGAGAGGGAAUAUAUGAGGCCCAUAUCCGUUUGAACGGAUACCCCUUCCUGGACGCUAAAGAAGAGUUCACGCACACCACGUUAGCACGGGAAGUGAUGCGUCCACGUCGCAGUGACCCACCGUUGGCCGUGCUCACGCAGGAUGACAUGACGCUCGGCGAGCUGCAGGCCAUGAUCGCAGAAACGAGCUACAAUGGCUUCCCGGUCAUUGUCUCCAAAGAGUCACAGAGACUGGUGGGCUUUGCCCUGCGUAGGGAUAUAACGAUUGCCAUAGAAAAUGCCCGCCGUAAGCAGGAGGGAAUAGUGAUGAAUUCACGAGUUUAUUUUACUCCGCACGCCCCGACCCUUCCGGCCGACAGCCCGCGGCCUCUGAAACUCCGCAGCAUCCUCGACAUGAGCCCCUUCACCGUCACAGACCACACACCCAUGGAGAUUGUGGUCGACAUUUUCCGCAAGCUCGGCCUGCGCCAGUGCCUUGUGACGCACAACGGGAUUGUAUUGGGCAUCAUCACAAAGAAGAAUAUUUUAGAACAUCUGGAAGAGAUCAAGCAGCAAGUGGAGCCUUUGGCGCCUCCUUGGUAUUAUUACAAAAAAAGAUAUCCUCCGUCAUAUGGCCCAGAUGGCAAACCAAGACCCAGAGUCCAUAAUGUUCAAUUAGCAUCCUCCUCCUCUCGCUACGAGGAAGAAAGUGAAGAGGAGGUGCGUUUACUGGACAAUUCAUCCCUCUGACCACACGUUCAUUUGGUACCCUUAACCUGCCAUCAAAAAAAAAAAACACUAUGCCUGAUGGGACCCCAUCAUAUCUUCUGGAUACAUGCACAAGUUACCAGAAGGAGAUACUUGAGGUAGAGUCUGGCUGCUUUGAGAAGUCUGGAGUUUGAGAAAAGUCUCGGGUUAGCGUUUACAUGCUAACAUGCUAAAGCUAACUCUCACACGCAUGCACAAACACCCACACAAGGCACCUUUACUCUUUUACCUUCGGGCCCUCUUUAUUUGGCCUCUCUUCGCUUUCUGCCUGAGGAAAUGUGUCUUGAGAAGGUCAAGAUGAACCGCUCGGUCGCGAGGAGGGACCUUCACUGCAAAGCGAGGGUGCUGUGGCCCCUCCCACCCUCACUGCCCAAAAACAGAGACUGCAUAACAUUGUUUACCUGUUGUGUGUACGUUUUGAAGGAGUGAGAUUGUGUUUGUGAAAGCAUCCCAACAUUCCAGCCAAGAUUUAAUGAUCCACGUCCUGUAUGUGUGUACACAGAUCAUGCCUGUUUAUAUUUAUGAAUCCGUGAGGAUCAAAGUAUUAAAAUAUCAAAAAGCAUUAAAAAGCAGGUUUUGUGCUACCUUUGGGACAGGAGGUUAGAAGAUAACAGGGCGAGUUAGUUAACUUCAAUUAAUCCCCUUAAACCUUGACACUACAAAUGGCAGUCCAAGUGUAAUAUGUCAACCAAGGUUAUGUGACAGGUUUUAGUGUCCACAAAUCUGAGAACUCGUUUGAUUUUCAUUAACAAAAUGUGCAGGCACUUCUUUUAAAGCUGCUGUCUUGGUUGUCCUAUUUUAUUGUACUAAGUAUCUACUCUAACAGAAUUGUGUUGGUAAACAAACGUAAAUGAUCAAAUUGUUGGUUCUUGGUUUGUUGGUUUCUUUUUUUCUUGGAAACAUUUUUGAAGACUGUGUACUGUAAUACAUAAGUCACUCAUUGUAAUACCCUAACAAAAAUCCAGUUUCAGCAUGAAUUUAAUUAUAACAAUUAGUUGCACAAUGUACAGUUGUACUUUGCAAAUGUACAUUGUUAACAAUUUGAAUAUAUAUUUAUCACAUUACAGUAAUUAGAAAAAGAUCUUACCCUGAUUUGAGUAGGCAACUGAGUUUUGGGUUAGGAAGGUUCAUCAAAACCACAUGUACAUACAGGCUGCAUAUAAACCAACUCUGCAGGGUUUUAUCUUAGAAAUGCUAAAUCAUGCAGACUUGCUAUUUUUGGCACAGUUGCAGAGUUUAUUGUUGAGAAUGUGGGAAUAAAUAGUUGCACUUCAUGUGUGACAGUUGCUUUUGGUCACUCUGAUCGUUUUUGCAAAAAUACAUUGGUCAGUUUUGUGCAAAUUUGACUUGGCUUUUCCCUAUUCUGUAUGUUAAAUCGCAUAUUUAUAAUCUUCCAGCUCCUCUUAACCUUUUGUUUUCUCCUCAAAUUUCACUUUAGUUACUUGAUAGCUUAUGUUUUUUUCCGAAACAAGGCUGAAGUGUUGUCUUUUAACAGGUCGGUGAAAUUGUCAUUUUUGUUUCCAUGGUGACCCUGCUGAUUGAUGCUAAAUGAGUUUGUGCGAGUGAGGCUCUGUGUUUUCAUUAGCAGUUGAUGUUGCUCUGUUAAUUAAUAUAGGAAACAAUGUUGUUAUAUAUUGAUCAAAUUUUUUUAUUUAUACUAGUGCUAGAGUUGUACAAUACUGAGAAUUUUACAUAUGAUUGAUGGUUUGAUUGUACAUUAAAAAUAUGUAAAAAAAUAAAUUGUUUUAAAUUAAGUGUAGAUGCUGUGUUUGCACUGUAUUGCUGUCACCGAUGAAGUACCGCAUGUCAAUUUCUGCUCUCUGGUAAAUCAAAGAACAGUGGUGUGUGUUACAUUCAAUGGUGUGAGUUUCAACUUUAUUCAUUAAAUAACAAGACAUCACAAGA